Messenger RNA from Formica exsecta, 583 nucleotides. Its product is annotated as protein FAM32A-like. Gene Ontology annotation, cellular component: nucleolus. The record is from RefSeq and is a predicted model, not a curated record. Lineage: Eukaryota; Metazoa; Arthropoda; Insecta; Hymenoptera; Formicidae. Bases 146 to 490 code for a protein of 114 amino acids. The transcript is spliced from 3 exons.
CUGCUGAACGCGGCCAUUGCAUUAUUGGAGGUUGGUUUCACUCAACGUCAUUAGAUCAUUAGAGAAGUGACACAAGACACAAGUAAUAAAACGUCAAGGCGUACUUUUGUUGGUUGUUCUGAUAACGAAUUUUCAUCUAUUCACGAUGCCUGCAACGAAAGAUAACGAAGAUCCAUACGCACACGUUGCAAAGGGAGCCCUGAAAUUGAAGAACGACCAAGCAGUGAGCAAAAAGAAGAAGAACAAAGAUGGUAAAAAGAAGAAGCUGGUAGAGGUUUCAAAGAUCAUCGAGGAGGAGAAAUCUGAAAAAAGGGAAGUGAUACGAACAAAAGCAGAGUUAGCUUUUCAGAAAAUGCAAGAAAAGAUGCAAACUGAAAGGAUCAAACAAAAAGCCUCCAAGACUCAUAAACAACGAGUGGAGGAAUUUAAUCGACAUCUGGAUAGCUUAACCGAACACUUUGACAUACCUAAAGUGAGCUGGACAAAAUAAGUUUCGAUGUAUCUCUCAAUUAUUUAUAUGUAUAUAUGUUAUGAAUAAUUAGUUUUAAAUUAUGCUAAAAAUAUAAAUAUAUUACGUUUUAUA